AUGCGGAUGCAGUGCGCCCUCGUCACCUCGACGGUCGAUGCGCUCACCCUCACGGACAUGUUCAGGCCCCUGUGGGGAAGGGAGACGUCGGGACACCCUGCCAUGUGCAUCGUCCCCACCGCCUUCGCCAAGGCCGAGCCGGAGGCGGAGCGGGUGCAAGCAUUCUUCGACAACCUGUCGGAGAGGUAUAUUCGUGACGAGCUACUGCUCGUCCACGACACCACCCAGGAAGAGCUGGCGUACAUUGCCGCCAAGGCGGAGGAGGCGGCACUUGCUAAGGAGGCCGGCAGCGUGGGCACCAUGGAGGAUGAGGCCGACACGGCCGCAGAAGAGAAAGAGUUUGCCGAGUGGGCGGGGUCUGCUGGGAAGCCAGCGGUGCCGGCGCCGGGGCUCCCCUCGUUGAAGACGUGGUCGAGGAGAGGAGAGCGGCAACAGGAGGAGCAAUUGAGGGCCACCCCCAACACGCCGCCCCCAUCAACCACGCCACCCAGAGGGUUGUCACUGGCAAGGGCAUCUACCGCCAAGCCCACGCGCAUGGAGGAAGGGGAGGCGAGCUUGGGUGCUGGUGGCUCCGUCCCGGCAACGAAUGUUGGCGCGGAGGGAACCACCUCUUCCCAGCCCGACAUGGACCCUCUCUCGACGGACCAGGAGGACAUCGACACCGUCAUCGAGGAGCUCGCCAAGGACGCCGUAGCCGAGGCCGCUAGGAUCGCGGCUGGGGAAGCCGCCAAGUCCGCCACCGAGGAGGCCAACAAUUGGUCUACCGGGGAGGCCGACAAGGCUGCUGCCGAGGAGGCCGACAAGGCCUCUGCCAAGGAGGAUGCCAAGAAGCCUGCCGAGGAGGAGGUGGCCAACGACCAACCUUCCUCCCCUGCAGCCCCCGCGCCGGGAAAAUACCUGAAGGUCGGCGAUGACUUGUUCAUCCGCCUGCCAUGGAUGGCAAGCACCAGGGCACCGGCCGAAGGGGAGGUGUUUGAUGACGAGGCGCUCACGACUGCCGGGCUCCAGGUUGUUGACGAACCGAGCGCCAGCGGCGGCAGUUCCCAGGAGGAGCAGCUCCUCCGGGCCAUGAGCGCCAACUUCCAAAAGCUCCAGGCGCUCCAACGUGCCCGCCAAGACAAGAUGAACUCCAGGAUGGCGGCGGUGGACAAGGCGGAGGCAGAUUUUGAGGAGCACGUUGCUCACACGCAAGUCUGGUUCGGUGAGGCUCGGGAAGAACUGAGGACUGCCCAGGGUGAGCUAGAGGAGCGCAAGCGAGAGCUCAUCCUGAAGCAGGCCGACAUCGAGAAGGCCCAAGAGACGGCGAAGGAACAGGCCGCCAAAGAGGAAGCUGCCCGGCUGCAGCAGCAAGCUCUGCUGAACACCCAGGAGGAAGACCUCGUUGCCCGCGAGCAGGCGCUUGCCGCCACGCUCUGCGGCAAGGACGAGGAAAUCGGGAAGAUCGUCGUGCAAUGGACCCAGGAGCUAGAGCAGAAGCAUAAGUACGCACUUGAUGCUCUAGCCCUGGACCACGCUAGCAAGGUGGAGAAGCUAGAGCUGGAGUUGGGGCAGCUGAAGAAGGAGAUCUUGACGCUGACGGAGGAGAGGGACACGGGCAACUGCACUCUGGCGGAUUCGCAGGCCGCCAUCUCCGACAAGGCCAAGCUGCUCUUCGAGGCCAACGACUCCAUUAACAAUCUGAAGCUGAAACUGGACGGCUUGGAGGGGAUGCUUUCAGAGGUCACGGCCCGAGAGGAGACCCUAAACAAGGCCCUCGAGACCGAGAUGCAGCUGCGGAGUGAUGACGCCGCCGCCCAUAAGGAAUAUGUGGGCAUCGUCAAUCUCUGGAUCAGCCGCCUCGUCGACGUUACGGGGAGGCUCACCGCGCAGCUAGCCAUCAUGGGCAUGCCGGAUGUCAGGUACUCCCAGGAGCCGAACAUGAGCCCCAAUGCCAGGCCGACCUUGUUCUUCGAGCGCAUCCUCAACGCCCUCGAGCAGCUCCGCUCCAAUCGAGUGGCUUAUCUGGCCAACGAGUCCCGCAGGCUCUGCCGGGGCGCCCUGACCAAGGUGCUCACCAAGGUGGCGUUCUAG
Molecule: messenger RNA, 2070 nt
Organism: Aegilops tauschii subsp. strangulata
Lineage: Eukaryota; Viridiplantae; Streptophyta; Magnoliopsida; Poales; Poaceae
Source: RefSeq, a predicted model, not a curated record